Messenger RNA from Lynx canadensis (Canada lynx), 921 nucleotides. Its product is annotated as olfactory receptor 18-like. NCBI's taxonomy places the organism in Eukaryota, Metazoa, Chordata, Mammalia, Carnivora, Felidae. Gene Ontology annotation, biological process: G protein-coupled receptor signaling pathway. Gene Ontology annotation, cellular component: membrane. Gene Ontology annotation, molecular function: olfactory receptor activity; G protein-coupled receptor activity. The record is from RefSeq and is a predicted model, not a curated record.
AUGGAACCACAGAAUCUAACUGGUGUCUCAGAAUUCUUCCUCAUGGGACUCUCAGAUGACCUGGAACUACAGCCCCUUCUCUUUGGGCUGUUCCUGUCCAUGUACCUGGUCACUGUGCUGGGGAACCUGCUCAUCAUCCUGGCUGUCAGCUCUGACCCCCACCUCUACACACCCAUGUACUUCUUCCUUUCCAACCUGUCCUUGGCUGACAUUGGUUUCAGCACCACUACGAUCCCCAAGAUGCUGUUGAACAUUCAAACACACAGUAGAUCUAUCACCUAUGCAGACUGCCUAACUCAGGUGUCCUUUUUUUUCCUAUUUGGAUGUUUGGACAAUCUACCUGCUGUGAUGGCAUAUGACCGGUUUGUGGCCAUUUGUCACCCCCUGCACUAUCCAGUCAUCAUGAACCCAUGCCUCUGUGGCUUUUUGGUCCUUGUGUCAUUUUUCAGCAGCCUUUUGGACUCUCAGAUUCACUGUUUGAUGGUGUCACAACUUACUUUCUGCACAAGUGUGGAAAUUCAUCAUUUCUUUUGUGAUGCACCUCAACUUCUCCACCUUGCCUGUUCUGAUACCUCCAUCAAUACCAUACUAAUAUAUUUCAUGGGGGCCAUUUUUGGUGGCAUUCCACUCUCAGGGAUCCUUUGCUCUUAUACUCGAAUUGUUUCCUCCAUUAUGAGAGUCCCAUCAACAGGCGGGAAGUACAAAGCCUCUACCUGUGGCUCUCACCUAUCAGUGUGCUUGUUUUACGGAACAGGUCUUGGGGUAUACCUCAGUUCAUCUGUCUCCCCCUCCCCUAGGAAGGGUGCAGUGGCCUCGGUGAUGUACACUGUGGUCACCCCAAUGCUGAACCCCUUCAUCUACAGCCUGAGAAACAAGGAUAUCAAAAGAGCACUGUGGGGGAUUAUCAGCAGGACAGACUAA